Molecule: messenger RNA, 2289 nt
Organism: Stylonychia lemnae
Lineage: Eukaryota; Ciliophora; Spirotrichea; Sporadotrichida; Oxytrichidae
Source: the annotation of a GenBank genome assembly
AUGAAAGUAAUUGAUUGUGUAUCGAAAAAGCGCUUGCAAGAGCGAUUUGAAGAAUUUUAAACUCUCGAAAUCAAUGAUUAAUCCAUUGAAUCUGUUAUAAAAGAAAAAUAACAAGCCGUUUUUAUCCCAAACAUGUCCAAAAUAUAUGGAGUAUCCUAUGGGAUAUUCGAGGAUGUAGUGGCUUUUCAUGAUAAAAAGAUAGAGUUGUAGAGUAAGUUUUCAGUGAUGGAUUUCGAUUUUUAGCAAAUGCCUCUACCCUUACAUUUGAUUAAUAGUACUUAUCUAAGCGAAUCUUGCAUGUAUCUAAAGAUUGAAAAUCUUAGGUUGAAAAGGGUCUAUUGCUUGUGCUAGACAAAGCUGGUCAAGAAAAUAUUUGCAAUCACUUUUUGGCUCUUUAUAAUCCUUCUCUAGAACAAAAAAGAGUAUAACCUGAAGUCUAAAAAGCAUCUAGAAGAUCUUCUGAAAAAGAAAUAAUUUAACCUACUCCUUAAAUUGAAACCCCCAAAAGAAGAUUUGCUUGAGCUACUUCCUUUUUUAAUAACAAAAGCAACUUUGCUUGUUAUUGAAGAGAAAAUAACUGAAAAAAUAACAAUGCUCUUAUCAAAUGAUAGUCAGGAAUAUCAUGCUAUCUUUCUUAGUCGAUUCACGUUCUAGCAAUUAAGUGGAUAAUUAUUAUAAGAAGCAGCCAUUCAGAAACUUGUUGCUAAGUUUUUAGAGGUCGAAUUUGAGAGAGAAACGAAUGCAAAAGUCAUAAAUAAAGCUGAAAAAGAUGUUUAGUAUUUUAGAGAAAAACUUAAUUACUUAGGAAGUGAUAGCCCAUAGCCUUAAAUGGUAGAUGAUGAUAAGAUGACUUAAUUCGAUAAUUUAAGUGUAUAUUCACACUCAGCAAGCAAAAGCAAACUCUUGAGAAAAAAUUAAAGCUAAGGAAAGCUCAUAAAAUAUAAGCAAAAGCUCUCUAAUGGUCCAAAUCAUCGAAUUGAAUCUAGUAAUAUGCUUUAUGGAUAGAAUCAAAGCAGCGAGUAUCAAUAACAGUAUUAAAUUUCAGCGAGACAUAAAGAGGAUUUAUAGCUUAGCAUGGAGAAAAUAUUUAGAAGAAGCACAUUCAACAAUAAAAGUCAAUCUCACACUCCUAUAAUAUUACAACCAAAUGUGAAAGAUAUCGAAAAUGAUAAAUCAUAAAGCAAAAGUAAGGAUAAGAAUAGGAGUACUUUUCAUACAAAGUUCAAUGUUUUCAAGAUUAGUAGCAAUCUUCAAGAUGUGUAUGAUGAAAAAAGAAUUAACUCUCCCUUGAAAAAUUAAUUAAAUUAUAAGCAUUCAAUUGAUAGGAAUGAUUAAGACAAGUGUCCAAAGUUCUAUCUCAAGUUUGCAAAUUAUCUAAUUGAUAAAAAAUAAGAAGAUCGAAGGGACAUUAAAGGCUUUCUGAGAAAAAUGGACAAAAGUUCAGAUGAAGAGCCAGAUACAACAAAGACUAGGGGCUAGUAAUUAUAUUAAUAGAACAGGAAUGAUUUCAUUAUCUCUGCCUAAGAUUAGAAAGAAUAAGAAAGCAAGGAUCAUUACUAGGAAGAUCUAAAUGAAGAAAAGUUAUUUCGAAUAGAAAAACUAAAAGAGUUUAUAGGGAGAUGCAAAACAAGCGAAAAAUUAAAAAGAGAUAUUACUCCAACAAAUAGAAACCAGAGCCAAAAUGAUAAAGUAAGAAAUGUCAGUGCUAUUAAGGAAAGCCAAUCUUAGAAAAAUUUGCUUAAAAGGCAGAUAACUAUAAAUAGUAUGAAGAUGCCAAGAGGUUCAGUAAUUUCCAACAAUAAAUCAGCCUAUUUCAAUUAGCACACAUUCCUUCCAGAAAAGAAUUAAAAACUAAAAGCGUAAAAUCAGGGGACUGUACAAGAAAAUAAUGAAACUACAAAUGAAGAGGACUCAGAAGUUGACUUGACACAUCUUAGGAAAGAUAUGCAAAUUGUGAAAAAGUAACUGAAAAAGCUUGAAAGUAGAUAUUCAGUUGUUUAGCCAAUAAACCGAAACUAUCUCUAGGCUUUAUAGGAUAAGAGUAGGCAGUCACUUUAAAACUUCACAUAAAUUACUCCCUCUUAUGAAUACAAUCAAAGACCAUUCACAAGUCUAUAUAACAUAAAUGUCAAGCGGACUCAUUAGGAGGUCCUAACUUCUUAGAAUAGUGCAAGAGUAUCAGUGGCUAUAUAAAAAGCAUAUAAAUUUGGAAAUCAAAAGAUGAUUAAUGACAUGAAUCAAAGUCAUAGUAUGAUAUUUAAAAAAUCACAUUAAAAAUUGCAUUGCUGA